Molecule: messenger RNA, 1248 nt
Organism: Drosophila kikkawai
Lineage: Eukaryota; Metazoa; Arthropoda; Insecta; Diptera; Drosophilidae
Gene: Or45a
Product: Odorant receptor 45a
Biological process (GO): detection of chemical stimulus involved in sensory perception of smell; sensory perception of smell
Cellular component (GO): plasma membrane
Molecular function (GO): odorant binding; olfactory receptor activity
Source: RefSeq, a predicted model, not a curated record
AUGGCCGAUGCCCUGGCAAAUGGCAAUUUCACUCGAUUUGGCCUAGGAAUCAGCGAUAAAAUUCGAAAGCAGAUUUACUUGUUGAUUUCCACGCUCUGCGUCCAGAUACGCUCGAAUGUCCGCUAUUUUGCUGUACAGCGGAGAGCUCUGGAAAUUGUGGGCUUCGAUCCAAGUACACCGCAGCUAAAGCUCAAGCAUCCCAUUUGGGCAGGGAUCUUGGUUUUGUCCUUGGUCUCCCACAAUUGGCCCAUGGCUGUGUAUGCCCUGCAGGAUCUCUCGGACUUGACCCGGUUAACGGAUAAUUUUGCUGUGGUUAUGCAGGGUUCAUUGAGCACCUUCAAGUUUCUGGCUAUUGUGAUGAAGCGUCGCAGGAUUGGAACCUUGAUCCAUCGUUUGCACCAGCUCAACGAGGAGGGGAUUAGGAGUAGCUUUAAAGGUAAAGAGCUCAUUCUGGAGGAGAACCAACUGGACAAGUAUGUGUCCAAGGCCUUUAGGAAUGCCGCCUAUGGAGUGAUUGUAGCCUCGGCCAUAGCUCCCAUGCUGCUUGGUCUGCUGGGUUACCUGCGAGUGGGUAUCUUUUCACCAACCACGCCCAUGGAGUUCAAUUUCUGGCUGGACGAGUCCAGAGCCAUCUAUUACUGGCCCAUCUAUGUUUGGGGUGUUCUAGGUGUGGCAGCCGCCGCCUGGCUGGCCAUAGCCACGGACACACUCUUCUCCUGGCUGGCACACAAUGUGGUGGCCCAGUUCCGGCUGCUGGAGUUGCUUUUGGAGCAAAAGGAUGACCCAGAGGAGGUGUAUCUUGUAAAGUUUAUACAUCGUCAUCGCUUGGCCCUUGAACUGGCCGAGGAACUCAGCUCUAUUUUCGCCGAGAUUGUCUUUGUGAAAUAUAUGCUGAGUUAUUUGCAACUCUGCAUGCUGGCCUUUCGCUUCAGCAGGAGUGGCUGGAGCUCCCAGGUGCCCUUCAGAGCCGCCUUCCUGGUGGCCAUCGUCAUCCAACUCAGCUCGUAUUGCUAUGGCGGGGAGUAUCUGAAGCAGCAGAGUCUGGGCAUAUCGGAGGCAGUGUACGCCCACAGUGACUGGCCAGAAAUGGAGCCGAAGAGACGACGUCUUUGGCAAAUGAUUAUCAUGAGAGCUCAGCGACCGGCGAAGAUUUUUGGCUAUAUGUUCUAUGUGGAUUUGCCAUUGCUAUUAUGGGUCACCAGAACAGCGGGUUCCUUUUUGGCUUUGCUAAGGACUUUUGCUUCUUAG